AUGGAUGGCGAAGAUAGGACCGAUUUUCGAUUAAAGAUUGACGAUAAAUGGUUAUUAAUAACAAAAGAUUUUCAAAAAAGGCAUCCAGGUGGAAGCGUCAUCACUCAUUAUAGGAAUGCUGAUGCUACACAAGUAUUUCAUGCUUUUCAUAACGGAAGCAAAAGUGCUUAUAAGCAACUGGAACUGCUUAAGAAACAGAAUUGUAUCGAUAUGAUGAAUAGGCUUAAUAUCAUCAACGAUGACAAUUGCAUCGAUGAAAUAAAUGUAUCACCUUAUAAUCUUCCAGAAACAAAGGAAAAGCAAAUAGUGGAAAAUUUUGUUGCUUUGCGAGAAGAACUCAUAGCUGAAGGAUUAUUCGAAGUGAAUCCAACUUACUACAUCUAUAAGUCUGCUGAAGCAUUUAGCUUAUUGUUUUUCGCCUUCAUCUUACAAUAUUUUACAUGGUAUCUGACGUCAGCGUUAAUUUUGGCACUUUGUUGGCAACAAUUUGGUUGGUUAACCCAUGAUUUCUGCCAUCAACAACCAAGCAACAAUCGUUAUAACAACAAUUUAUUAUCUUUAAUUUUUGGUAAUAUUGUGCAAGGUUUUUCGCGUGAUUGGUGGAAGGAAAAGCACAAUACCCAUCAUGCUGCAACGAACAUUGUUGGACAGGACUGUGAUAUCGAUUUAGCUCCUUUGUUAGCAUUUGUCUUAGAUGAUUUGAAAAAGUACAAAACUUUGUUCGAACAAGUCAUCUCUAAGGUGAUCCCUUAUCAACAUUUCUAUUUCACGCUUAUGUUACCUUUCUUACGAUUCUCCUGGACAGCGCAAUCCAUAUUGUUUGUUAUUGGAGCAUCAUACAGCCAGUACAAGCAACAUGUCAUCGAUGCUCCUGCUGAACAGGUUUGCAUCUUACUGCAUUGGUCAUGGGUUAUCUUGCAACUCUGGCUUCUUCCUACAGGAUCAAUAAGAAUUCUUUAUUUUGCAAUUAGUCAGUUAGGCGCAGGAUUUCUUAUCGCUCAUGUCGUUACUUACAGUCACAAUUCCGUUACUAAAUUCCCUUAUCAAAGUCGUUUGUUGAAUAAUUUCCCGUGUCUCCAUAUACUGACAACUCGAAAUAUGUUACCCUCUGCGGUUGUUGAUUGGUUUUGGGGUGGCCUCAAUUAUCAGAUUGAGCACCACUUGUUCCCUACAAUACCCCGUGCGAAUUUACCGCAAGUUUCAAUAAAGGUCAGAAAAUAUUGUGAAAUGAACGAUCUCCCAUAUUUAGUGGAUAGCUACUGGACAGGAUACAAAUUAAUUCUGCAUCAGCUCAGAAGUAUUGCUGAUUCGGUAAGCAAGAUUACAUGCCCCUAUAGUGAUAAUUUAUGUGAUGAUUAA
Molecule: messenger RNA, 1359 nt
Organism: Cercopithifilaria johnstoni
Lineage: Eukaryota; Metazoa; Nematoda; Chromadorea; Rhabditida; Onchocercidae
Source: the annotation of a GenBank genome assembly